GGUCAAGGAUUGUUAUUACGACACCUUUUUUCUUCUUUUAUUUUCCUUCUUUCUUGAAUUUAGCUUUUCCCUCUAUUAAGCCUUCUUCAUUGGCCACAAUGGCCCUGAACCCUGCGUCGAAGCGCAAGACCGCCUACCCAGGCGCACAAAAUAGCUCCGCAGCAACUCGGAAGCGCGCCAAAACGUUCGAUGCCCGUACUCUUGCUGCCCAGUCCGCGGAAUCCGCUCUAUCUGCAUCCGGAGAACUUAAUGUCGCUGCUUAUCUCGAAGCUCGGGAAUUUGAAAUCCGCGCCCUGGAGUCGGGUAUGCAGCGAUCGAAAGCUGCCCUGACAAGUCGCGCGUUCCAGCAAGUACCUCGAUCGUUGAGGAGAAGAACGGCCAGUCACAAUGUAAAGAGAGUACCAAGCAGGUUAAGGACAAGGGCGAAGAGAGAGAUGGCUGAAGAUAACACACCAACCGUGACGGCCCGUCGGAGGAAACCAACAGAGCUCAUGCGCAUCCGCCUCGAGACCGCGAGACGUCUCCAAAACCUCAACUCCAAGACCAAAGCUAAGAGAGCCCAUUCGAAAGCGAAGCGCGAUAAAGAAGACCGGAUGGUGUUGGAAGAGUCAGGCAGUCAUUCCUGUGAUAUUGCCCCGCGUGUUCCUAAAAUCAAGAAAAACAAGCUCUCGCGCCCACAUACGCCGGAAUCGAAAUUUAAGAAGCGCCAAAGAUGUAAGACGUGGCUCCCUACGCACAUGUUUCAUGCAAAACGGGCCCACAUGACUACGUCUAGAAAUCCUUUGUGGCGGUUUGCCAUUCCUUUGUCGCCGACUGAGAAGAGCUAUCGGCCCUCCCAUCGGGCGAAGGGUGCUAGGGGCGCUGUGGCUUGGGAUAUGAGCUAUAUGUCUACCAUUCAGCUUGAGGGCACAGAUGGCGCCUUAGAAAGCGUUUUGAGGGCGGUUGGUGUUGAUGGACAAGAUGUAUGGGGUCCAAAAGGCAAAAAAUGGAGAGCCGGAACGAGAAGUCUGCAAGUGUGGACUUAUGGGCGUGAUGACCAGCGGAAGCCAAUUGCGCCGGUUACCUUGAUUCGAUGUGCUGAGGGAAAGUCGGGAGACGUUGAAAUGAUGGAUAAUACUAACUCUACGAAAAACAAAAAAGCCAAGAAGAAUAUGAAGAAGCUUUUUAUCAGAGUGCACCCGUCCGCAUUCUUACAGCUGUGGAAUGAGUUACUCGAGGUUUCGAAGAGACAGAAUCCUCCUGUUAUGGUUGAGGACCUUCGUUUCGAGAUUGGCAGCAUUGAUAUUACAGGCCCGGGCUCUACUGAAGCUUUAAUUUCGGUGUUGAGGCCGGUCAAGCCGAAAGGAAACGAUGAAUCAUCGGAUAGCCCAGACGCUAUUUGGAAUUCUCUGCUGGGUGUUUCAAACCCUUCAUCUCUCCCGCAGAAUGCCCUCCUUGCAUUUUCCGUUUCUGAUCCUCGCCUUCAUUUCCCACAUAAGACAAUGAAGCCUCCUUUCUCUGACGCAGCGAUGCAAGACUUGGCUAUCACCUUGUCAUCCUGGGCCCCUGAUCAUACGCAAACAGCACCUUCUAUCUUCGACCGUCGCGCUCGCUUAGCUGCUGUACGCCAACUGCCGAGCCAAAAAUCUAUCAACCGGCGACGUACUGACGCUGGGCCUGGUUGUCUACCAGCACAUCAAGAUUCUGACCCGCAGAUUCCAGCUAUGCUUCUUGCAACUCGGCCCAGAUCCCAGUCGAAAGAUAGCAACGCUCCUGGAAGUUGGACUGUCCUCCUCCCCUGGAAGUGCGUCCUUCCCGUGUGGUACGCGUUAAUGUAUUAUCCACUCUCAAGCGGCGGAAAUCCGAGAUUCGGUGGCUUGAAAGAGCUGCAACAGCUUGCCUUUGAAGCGGGAGAACCCUGGUUCCCUGGCGAUUUCCCUGGCACACGUGCUGGUUGGGAAUGGGGGCUAAGUGAGCGCGAACAGGCAAAGAAGGAAUGGGAGCGACGACCUAAAGGUCGGAGAGUUGAAUUCGACAGCCUUGAUCUAGGAGCUGGUCAGAAGGGCGAGAUUGGGCGAGGUUGGGCAUGUGACUGGGAGAAGCUCGUUCAGGGCGAGAGAGCUCCAGGUGUCAGUAAGGCAAAUAAAAAAGUAAAAGUCUCCAAGGCAGAGACGAAAUCUACCACACCGCAAGAUGAGGAAGCCCUUGCGGAUGUUAGCCCGCCGCAGAUCAUUCAUCACUUACAAUCUGCCCAGGCUGGUCGUGCAAUCAAGGACAAGAACCCUAGUAUUGACAAUUCAGCUCUUGCGACAGUGAGAGUAUCCUUAGUGAGCCGAGGUAUUCCUACGCCUCGAUCUCGGAUUUACCGUCUACCUACCACUAAUCAAGAACUCCGUCAAAAAUGGCUUUGUGAAUCAGCUAAGCCGACCAGAGGGACUGAUAUCAAUACACCUGCCCGAACAUCUCCUGUCACUAGUGAAGGCCCUCAGCAGCAACGCCUCGCUGCAUCUCUUCUAUCGGCUCAAUCCAGUACAGAUGCCCAUCAAGAGCACUUGCCUCUCCCAUCGGAAGAAGAUCUUAUUGGCUUUGUGACAACAGGAAACUUCAAUCUCUCUGCUGGGAAGGGCACGGGAAUUGGCUCGAUACAAUUGUCGAAGGUUACCCAAGCAUCUCUUGGACAGUACAAGGCUAGGGAAAGGACCAUGUGCAUUAUCCGGGGUGCAGGUGAGAGGGUAGGAAGACUGGGUUAUUGGGAGCUUGCUUGAAUGUAUGGGUUAUGUAGUCAUUAACGGCUAUGUCGCAUAGCAAAUGAUACCCGGGAUUCUUUUCUUUGUUCAACCAUUUUACCGGACGUGUUUUUCCUCUCUUUUGCUUGUAUAGCCAAAUUACUCCCUACUUG
This is a messenger RNA of Aspergillus alliaceus, 2878 nucleotides long. RefSeq names its product ribonuclease P/MRP protein subunit POP1. The record is from RefSeq and is a predicted model, not a curated record. Gene Ontology annotation, biological process: tRNA 5'-leader removal. The transcript is spliced from 2 exons. Lineage: Eukaryota; Fungi; Ascomycota; Eurotiomycetes; Eurotiales; Aspergillaceae. Gene Ontology annotation, cellular component: ribonuclease MRP complex; nucleolar ribonuclease P complex. The coding region runs from base 99 to 2744 and encodes 881 amino acids.